AUGGAUACCAUCUUGGUUUUCAGCCUAAUCAUUACAUCCUAUGAUGCUAACAGGAAAGAACUCAGAGACAGCAGCUGCCAAGUGGGACCGCUGCCUGGUCUCUUCCUCUCAAAGGAACUGGCUUCAUUUUCCUAUCUGGCUUUUCUCCUUCCAGAAGCUCAGACAGAAGCCAAAUGGCCCACAUAUCAAAAUCAGACUGUGGCUACCUUGCAGUGUCUUGGUUCUAGGAGCAAAGUGAAAGUCAACCUUGUAUAUUUGGAAAAAAGGCGAAGUCACACUCUGAAGAACCUGAGAGUCACUGUUCCCCGCAGAAACAGCACUGCCCCCCCGAGCUGUCACCUAACCCUCACAUCCAAGGUUCAAAUUGGAUCCCUUGUGACAGGCAAAGCUUUUUUACCAGGGAUCUCCCAGUGUAAGGUCUAUCCAGUGAUGGGGGCUUCAUCAGAGACUUUUCCCACCACUACCACCUUCGUAACUCCUGGGAAAAAAGGAGAGAAAACUACAAGGAUUGAUGAUUUUUCUAGUCCUCUGAAACAAGACACAGAUGAGGACCUAGAGAAGAGGCAGAAAUGGAGCAUCGUGGUCAAAUUUCUGAUUGCAGUCACCUUGUUGUUCAGUGGAAUUGCCAUUAGAGUGUUCGUCAUUUUUGAAGUCCCAUGCCCUAGUCAAUGCCUAGGAGCCAGAGAGCUAUGCCAAUGCCAGAGGUGGUGGAGAAGGCAAAGAAAGGAAGGCCAGCAACCUGGUGUAGCGGAAUCCCAGACUGACUCUCAGCCCAAAAAGGAAAGUGUUGGACAAGAUGCUCCCAAAUCAUCAAGCCCCAAGAAAGCUGCAGAGAUCACUGUGGUCCACGAGACAUACUUCUGAAAAGUUCUGCUCCGCCUCACACACUGAAUGAAAGAUACUACAUUGUCUUCUCCCUACUAUUAAUCAGUAUGGGCAGAUUCUUGCCAAUUUUACCCUCGUAUCUUCAGCAGGGACAUUACGAUCAGACAGUAAUGCCAGGCCAAUGAGGGGGAAGCCUGGGCUCCAGAGUUACUCUCAUGCCUUUGCUACUGACUUAGCCACAAGCCUCUGAAAUUCACUUGGUAAUCCCACAAAAAAUGGAUAUUUUUUUCAUCCCAUCAAAUGAAAACAAAAAGUCUUCCCUCUAAGCACUAUGAAUGGACCCAUUACUCUCUUUGACAAAAGGUUUAAACACAGCCUCCAAGGAACUGAGCAAAGCAGCCCUUGGUGUGGCACAUUCACCAAGUCCUCUAUUGUCCUCUCUGCUGACCUCACACGCACUGGCUCUCAGCCGGCUGAGGAUGGGGCUCCUGUUUUCCCAGGCUGGCAUUCAUAGGGCUUUAUGACUUAGCCUCUGUCACUACAUGCAGCUCUCCACACACUGGGGAAGGGAACGUGACCCUAAGCGUUCCAAAAGUCCUCGUCGUGACUCAUCCCCAAAGCGCUUAGGGACUGCAUACAAAUAGGAUCCAGACUGGGAAUUCCCUGGUGGUCUAGUAGUUAGGACUCGGCACUUUCACUGCUGUGGCCUGGGUUCAAUCCCUGGUCGGGGAACUGAGAUCCUGCAAGCUGUGCAACGCAGCCAAAAGACAAAAACAAACAAACAAAACCAAAUAGGAUCCAGACAAGGUCUGCGGAUAAUCGAGAAUUCCUAAAGUUGGUCUGACAUUAUACCUUACCAUCACGGUGAGCUGCAGACAUUCUGAACAAGGAUUGCAGAGCAACAUGAUUAUGUGCUCUUUCUCACAGAGGCACGGCUAUAAGUCAAGUCUGACUUACUUAAAUAAGAGUUUGGUGAGAAAGUGAA
Messenger RNA from Balaenoptera ricei (Rice's whale), 1810 nucleotides. It is a transcript of the gene C20H17orf78, whose product is annotated as chromosome 20 C17orf78 homolog. Lineage: Eukaryota; Metazoa; Chordata; Mammalia; Artiodactyla; Balaenopteridae. The record is from RefSeq and is a predicted model, not a curated record.